Molecule: messenger RNA, 1355 nt
Organism: Rhopalosiphum padi (bird cherry-oat aphid)
Lineage: Eukaryota; Metazoa; Arthropoda; Insecta; Hemiptera; Aphididae
Product: eukaryotic translation initiation factor 3 subunit I-like
Exons: 6
Coding region: 317-1294 (325 amino acids)
Biological process (GO): cytoplasmic translational initiation
Cellular component (GO): eukaryotic translation initiation factor 3 complex, eIF3m; cytoplasm
Molecular function (GO): protein binding; RNA binding; translation initiation factor activity
Source: RefSeq, a predicted model, not a curated record
UCGCGUGAUUUUCCGGUUCUUACCUCUUUUGAAAACUCAGUUUUCUUCAACAGUCAAUACUCUUACAUAUACAUUGCUUAUGAGCUUAUAAUAUUUAAACCGGGUUUACAGCUUCGUGUUGCGUGCCUUUUAUCGUAUUCUGAUUGGUCGUUACAAUCAUGGUAUCAUUUACUAACCAUGGUCUACCGGGAAAUUUCCAGAGUUGGGACGAGCUCAACUUUUGGACACUACAUGACAGACGACGUAGCUGUGAACCCGGCUUUACAGUUAACAUUUUUUUAAAUAAUAGUAUAGAAAUUCUCCUCAUUCGUUCACUAUGAAACCUUUAAUGUUACAAGGGCACGAGCGUGCCAUUACUCAAAUUAAAUACAACAGAGAGGGUGAUCUAUUGUUCUCGUCUGCUAAGGACGUAACACCAAACGUAUGGUAUUCAUUGAAUGGGGAGCGUCUUGGUACAUACAUUGGCCAUACUGGAGCUGUAUGGUGUAUUGAUGUUGAUUGGAAAACCACAAAGUUUUUGUCCGGAGCUGCUGACAACACCUUAAGACUUUGGGAUGUUGCAACUGGUGUGGAGAUUGGUAAUAUAAGUAGUAAUUCAGCUGUGCGUACAUGCUCAUUCAGUUACUCAGCUGAUCUUGCCAGCUACUCAACAGAUCAGGCUAUGAAACAAGAAUGUGAAAUUUUUAUAGUUGAUGCUCGAGAUGACGAAUCUUUUAAAAGCAGUGCGCCAAUUUUAAAAAUGACUGUACCUGAUUCCAAAGUGACCUCUUUAAUUUGGGGUACAUUAGAUCAUACAAUCCUUACUGGACAUGAAGAUGGUGCCAUUACUCAAUGGGAUUUGAGAACUGGAAAAAGUAUAGAAACUGUUAAAGAUCAUCAAGGAUCAAUCAAUGACAUGCAAAAGAACCGACAAGGUACUAUGUUUGUUACUGCAUCAAAAGACAAAACCUCAAAGCUAUUUGAUGUAGAUGAUUUGUCGGUUCACAAAGUUUAUGUCACUGAACGUCCUGUCAAUAGUGCUUCCCUAUCACCAAUAUACGAUCACGUGGUAUUAGGUGGUGGUCAAGAUGCUAUGGAUGUUACAACAACAGCAGCACAAGCAGGCAAAUUUGAUGCCAGAUUUUUUCAUGUCAUUUUUGAAGAAGAAUUCGCAAGAGUGAAAGGUCAUUUUGGUCCAAUAAAUUCAUUAGCUUUCCAUCCAGAUGGUGAAAGUUUCAGUACAGGCGGAGAAGAUGGUUUCAUUAGGGUACAAUCAUUUGAUCCAUCUUACAAAGAAUUUAAAUUCGAUUAUUGAUUAUUUAAUUUAGUGCUAGUGUUAAUAAUUUAAAAAAUAAAAAUAAAAUAUUUAAUACCAA